Microdochium trichocladiopsis is the source of this 636-nucleotide messenger RNA. RefSeq lists its product as uncharacterized. The record is from RefSeq and is a predicted model, not a curated record. Bases 1 to 636 code for a protein of 211 amino acids. The transcript is spliced from 2 exons. Lineage: Eukaryota; Fungi; Ascomycota; Sordariomycetes; Xylariales; Microdochiaceae.
AUGGCCGAGAACUCUUUCAACUCUUUCAGCCUCACGUUGCCGAGCGCGCCUCACAGAACUCAGUUCCCGUAUCCGACGUACGAGGAGCACGUAGCCGCGGGUAGAUGGAUCGGGACCUCUAUACCCUUGUUACACAUCUUCUGGCUCCUCAACGGGCCCCUCGAGACCGCUGUCUCUCUACUAUCGCUACAAGACGGCAUCAUUCGGCAAGAACCACUAUUCGACCGUCAGACGGGCAAGUGGCACCCUGUCGCCGAGUGUCCUGUUACCGACCCUAAGAUCUCGUCCAUUACUGUGUCUGUCUCCGAAUUAGACGACUGGGACAUGUUGUGGUCUGAGGCGCACUGGAAUCACUCGGAUCCACACUUGCCAAACGGCAAUGAUUCGGUCAUCUGGUCCAUCAGCGAGGAAUAUCGCCGUAGACACCUGGAGUGGGUCGACAAUGAAGAUGAAGAUGAUGAAGAUGCGGGGUACAAUGAAGACGGCGCUGAACUAGUGAAGUGCUGUGGUCAGGACAGGCCACUGAAUAAGGAAGCCACUAUCAUGGUGACGCCCUCAGCCGGAGGUCCGGAUGCCGGAUAUGUCACCAUCCGCGACUAUGUGUCAGCUUCAGCUGCACUGGUGCAAAGCGAGUGA